This is a messenger RNA of Schistocerca nitens (vagrant locust), 2156 nucleotides long. It is a transcript of the gene pHCl-1, whose product is annotated as glutamate-gated chloride channel. Gene Ontology annotation, molecular function: extracellular ligand-gated monoatomic ion channel activity; transmembrane signaling receptor activity; neurotransmitter receptor activity. Gene Ontology annotation, biological process: chloride transmembrane transport; regulation of membrane potential; nervous system process. Bases 107 to 1546 code for a protein of 479 amino acids. The record is from RefSeq and is a predicted model, not a curated record. Gene Ontology annotation, cellular component: neuron projection; membrane; synapse. NCBI's taxonomy places the organism in Eukaryota, Metazoa, Arthropoda, Insecta, Orthoptera, Acrididae. The transcript has 13 exons.
CAGGAUCGCGGAGCAGUGAGGCGGGCCUGCAGCAUGUGCGCGCACGUCCGCGGCCGCUAGCUGCACACACACACUCCACAGCCGGGGCCGCCCAAGAUGUCCUAACAUGGGGACGACAUCGUGGCUGCUGCACGCGGCCGCCAUCUUGCUGUCCCUGUCCCUCGCCACUGGCAGCACGGAAAUAUUCGAUGACUUCAGCGAUGGGAAGUCAGAUAAAGAAAUCCUGGAUGAGCUGCUCAGGAAGGAACGCUACGACAAGAGGUUGCGGCCUCCUGUACCAGGCAAGCUCCUGGUCAACGUCAGUGUCUUGCUCCUCAGCCUCGCCUCGCCGGACGAGUCGAGUCUGAAAUAUGAGGUGGAGUUCCUGUUGGAGCAGCAGUGGUACGACCCACGCCUGCGCUACUCCAACCACAGCAACUUCGAAUUCCUCAACGCUAUCCACCACAAUGAGGAAGUCUGGUUGCCCGACACGUAUUUCAUAAUGCACGGCGACUUCAAAGACCCCCUCAUUCCCGUCCACUUUGCUCUCCGCAUCUACCGCAAUGGCACUGUCGUCUAUCUUAUGAGGCGUCAUCUCAUUCUCUCGUGCCAAGGCAGUCUGCACAUCUUUCCCUUCGAUGACCCACUUUGUUCCUUUGCGAUGGAAAGCAUAUCAUACGAGCAGAAAUACAUUACGUAUGUGUGGAAAAACAGUGAGGAGACAUUGCGAAAGUCUCCCAGUCUGACCACCCUUAAUGCGUAUCUCAUCAAGAAUGCAACCACUGAAUGCGAGAAGAAGUCCAUCUGGAGAGAGGAGGACUACUCUGAGGACGGUUACACAGGGGACUGCAGGUGUUCUCUGUGCCAGAGAAGGUUCGAGGAGCAAGGUAACUACAGUUGUUUGAAGGUGGAUCUGAGCUUCACUCGUGAUCGUGCCUUCUACUUCACGACAGUGUUCAUACCAGGCAUUAUCCUCGUUACCUCUUCUUUCAUUACCUUUUGGCUCGAGUGGAAUGCAGUUCCUGCAAGAGUCAUGAUUGGUGUAACAACAAUGCUCAACUUCUUCACAACAUCAAACGGGUUCCGAUCGACUCUCCCUGUUGUGUCCAAUCUGACAGCAAUGAAUGUUUGGGAUGGAGUGUGCAUGUGCUUCAUCUACGCGAGUCUGCUGGAGUUUGUGUGCGUGAACUACGUGGGACGCAAACGACCACUGCACAAUGUUGUGUACCGCCCGGGUGAAAACCCUGUAACCCAGCGACUGCCAGCAGUUCUCAGCCGAAUUGGCAUAAUUAUGGCCACUCCGCUGGUAAGACAGGGUGACAAAAACAAAAGGGACACAUCAGCUCCCAACGAAAUAGUCACCUGCACCAACUGUGGCCCCAACCCGUGCACACAUUCUGCCAACAAUGGCUGUGCUACUGAGGUCCGCAAAAAGGAACCACCUCAUCCCAUCAGAGUGGCGAAAACAAUAGACGUGAUUGCGAGGGUGACCUUCCCCAUUGCAUAUGCAAUAUUUCUCAUAUUUUUCUUUGUACAUUACAAAGGGUUCUCCAAUAGUUCAGAAUAAGCUAGACUGCCAGUUUGGAAACUGUGUGUUCUAUAAGAUGCUGUUGCAGCAGCAACAACAACACGAGUGCUUUGGCAGGUAAUGGCUAAUAAGUGCUGAGCUGAAGAGUAUAAUUAAUUGGUGCUUUUGGGAAAAAAAUUGUACCCUGAAGUUUUAAUUUAUUGCUUAUCUGUGAAGUGAUCAGAGCCUCCUUUUCUUUUUUGUUGUUAAUGGACACAACAGCUACAAGAAUUGCGAUUCUGAUUUUGAAGAUGGUGGGUGACUACUGAGACGCUUGGUCGCUAUCGUAGUAACUGCUGAGUCUCGCGAGAAACAUUUCAUCUUAGGGAAGUCUGUGUAAAUGACUGUUAGAUAUGUGCUCAGUGGCUUGCCUGAUGAACUGAUUGUAAACUUAACUGCCAACUAUAAUGAGACUUAUUCUGACUUGUGGUUAGCUUCAUUACAAGAAGAAAGAAACCUAAUAGGGUCGCCAUAUUUCCAACUCUUAAAAUCUGGUUGUGAGUGACACAGUUCUAUCAUUGUUGCAGGAUUGUUUUGUCUGCAGAAUGUGGUGUACAUCAAAUCACACAUUUUCUCCACUGACAUGGUGGGUUUUGUAGCUAUUUUUAUC